This is a messenger RNA of Suillus clintonianus, 438 nucleotides long. RefSeq lists its product as uncharacterized. The record is from RefSeq and is a predicted model, not a curated record. The transcript is spliced from 2 exons. Lineage: Eukaryota; Fungi; Basidiomycota; Agaricomycetes; Boletales; Suillaceae. The annotation marks the transcript as partial.
UCAGGGAUGUCCAAGCUCUCGCUUUCAGGAACAGGUUACAAGCUACAUCAACAGAUUACGAAGGCCCUUCAACGAUGUUCAGACACUAUUCGGAACACUAUCAAUUGGUACAACACUCAGGCCGCUGCUUUGGUCCCACCUAGGCCAAAACCAGCAUGGAAGGAUAUUGUCAAAUACAGCUUUCUUGGUGAAUUUGACUUAUUGUGUCACUUGCGUACUGACAUUCAAGAUGCUGACUGGACUGCACCUGCUCACCGUGAAGCCACAGUGAAAUACUUCAAGCUCCAACGGGCUCAUGAAAAAAUACAGUGUCUGGAUAUAGAAGUCCGUCGUCUACGCAUGGCAAUACACGCUGAGAAAAUCAAGACCAACACAACCAUAGAACAACUCCUUGCCACAAAUCCUCCGCUUGCUGUGGAGCUGAGAAGGCAGUGGCAG